This is a messenger RNA of Sesamum indicum (sesame), 3021 nucleotides long. Its product is annotated as WEB family protein At3g02930, chloroplastic. Gene Ontology annotation, biological process: reciprocal meiotic recombination. NCBI's taxonomy places the organism in Eukaryota, Viridiplantae, Streptophyta, Magnoliopsida, Lamiales, Pedaliaceae. The record is from RefSeq and is a predicted model, not a curated record.
UCACCCUCACCAACCCAAAAUCUUUUUUUUCUUCGUUCCUUAAAUUCUUCAUUUUCUGUCUAUUUAUCCAAAACAACACGCACAGCUAGACGGAUAAUGCCAGCAUUUUAGUACUUCCAUUGGAGGAAUUACAGCUACUAUCCCCUGCUGCAAAACAUACUUGCUUUCCGUCAUGUCUGCCAAAUCCAAAUCUGCUUUAUCUGGAACGCCCAACACUAAACCAUCGCCACCACCUCCUCGAGUCAGCAAGUCGAGCAGGGGAGUGUCUAAGUCUGGUGCUGAUUCAACUUCUUCCUCACAAAUGGCCGGCUUUUCAGUUGAUCGAUCUCCAAAAUCUGUUACUCCAAAGCCUACUUUGGAUCGGCCAUCUUCCAAGCUCAGCACCACGCCUGAUAAAAAGUCCACUCGCAUUCUGAAACCCUCAGAACUUCAGGCACAGUUAUGCACAGUUCAGGAAGACCUGAAGAAGGCCAAUGAGAAGUUGGUUUUGGUUGAGAAAGAAAAAUCAAAGGCUCUCGAUGAACUAAAUGAAGCCCAGAUAUUGUUUGAGGAGGCAAAUGAGAAGCUCAGAGAGGCUUUGGUGGCUCAGAAGCGAGCAGAAGAAAAUUCUGAAAUUGAAAAGUUCCGAGCAGUUGAGAUGGAGCAAGCGGGGAUUGAAGCAGCUCAGAGGAAGGAAGAGGAAUGGCACAAAGAGCUGGAAGCAGUGAGAAACCAGCAUGCGCUGGAUGUGGCUGCUCUACUAUCCACCACUAUUGAACUUCAGAAGGUGAAGCAAGAACUAGCAAUGACAUGUGACGCAAAAAACCAGGCCCUAAGCCACGCUGAUGAUGCAACAAGAAUAGCUGAGAUUCAAGCAGAAAAGGUCGAAGCUCUUUCUGCCGAAUUGGUUCACUUGAAAGGUGCGCUUGAUUCCAGGGUCAAAGAAGAGACAAUUGAGAACAAUAAAUUAGUAUCAGAGUUAAAAUUGGAGAUAAAUUCUCUGAAAGAACAGCUUGAAAAGGUGAAUUUUUUUGAGGGGGUAUUGGCAGAAAAAGAGGCUACUUUAGAGCAACUUAAUGUUGAUUUGGAGGCAGCAAAAAUGGCCGAAUGUUAUGCACAAAAAUUGGUGGAAGAGUUGCAUGAAAGAGCUGAUGAAUUAACAUCUCAGGCUGAGCUAGCAAAGAGAUUGAAGAAAUCUGCAUCAGAAACGCUCGAAUCAGUUAUGAAACAGCUGGAAGAAAGCAACAAUUCAUUGCAUAAUGCAGAAUCUGAGAUUGCAGUACUUAAGGAGAAGGUCGGAUUGCUGGAAAUCUCAAUUGGGAGGCAGAAAGAGGAUCUAGAUGAAUCAGAAUGUUGCCUCAAACUAGCUAAAGAAGAAGGUACUCAAAUGGUGAAGAAGAUAGAAUUGCUUAAGUCUGAGCUUGAAACUGUAAAAGAAGAGAAAACUCUUGCAUUGAACAAUGAGAAGCUGGCAGCUGCCAGUAAACAAACUCUGUUGGAGGAAAAGAACAAGCUCAUCAGUGAGUUGGAAUCAUCCAGAGAAGAAGAAGAAAAAAGCAAGAAGGCAUUAGAAAGUCUAGCAUCAGCCUUACACGAAGUUUCUUCAGAAGCAAGAGAUGCAAAAGAAAAGCUAUUUUCUGUUCAAGUUGAGCUUGAAAACUAUGAAACACGAAUAGAAGAUCUGAGAAUGGUUAUGAAAGCAACAAAUGAGAAGUAUGAAAGCAUGCUUGACAAUGCAAAACAAGAAAUUGAUGCUCUCACUCAUUCAAUUGGACAGUCAAAGCACGAUUACCAGAAUUUGAAGGCUGAGUUGGAACAAAAGGAGCUUCAUUUGAUGACCUCUUUGAAAAGAUCUGAAGAAGAGAAUUCUUCUAUGGAAAAUGAGAUAAAUAGGCUGGUUAAUUUACUAAAACAGGCAGAAGAAGAAGCUAGGGCAUUGAGGGAGGAGGGAGAUCAUUGGAAACAAUCUUUUAAGGAAGCUGAAUCGGAGUUGAUUUACCUAAAGGAAGACCUCAGUGAAGUGAAGGCCGAGAACAUGAGAUUAAAAGAGGGCUUGAUGGAGAGAGAAAAUGAAUGGCAGAAUAUUCUUCUCGAGAAUGAGGAGCUGCGGAAAAAGGAUUCAGCUUCUCUGGAGAAGGUUGAGGAGUUAUCUAAAUUGCUUGAAGAAGCUUUGGCCAAGAAGCAUGGGGAGGAAAAUGGUGAGGGGACGGAUAGCGAAAAGGACUAUGACAUGCUCCCAAAGGUGGUGGAGUUUACUGAACAAAAUGGCACUGGAGAAGUGAAGCCUAAGGUGGAGCUUCAAUCUCAAUCAAGGGAGCUACCUGUAAAAGAGGAGGCUGUUGUUGAAGUUAGUGAUGUUUGUAGCAAUGAGUCCGUUCAUGAAGCUCCUGAAGUGGAGAAUUCAAAUGAGAGAGUAAAAGAUGGUGAGGCAAAUGAAAAGGAUAAUGCAGAUGCAGCGGAAGUUGAUAUUAAAAUGUGGGAAAGCUGCAAGAUUGAUGAGAAAGAGUUGUUGUCGGGGGAGCAGCAAUCGUUUGAGGAUGAAGUGGAGUCGGGUGGUGAUGUGAAUGAGCAAGCGAAUGGGCUGGCGUCAACAGAAAAUGUGGAAAAUGGUGGAAGCUCGCCAACCAAGUCGGAGAGUCAGAGGAAGAAGAAGCCUUUGCUACGCAAGUUUGGGAGCCUACUGAAGAAGAAGGGUAGUAGUAGUAGUAGUAGCAAUCACAAGUAAUGGGGGACAUGGACAUCCAUCCAUCCAUUGACUGUGUUUUCUAUGGUAGGAGGAGGGGUAUAUAUAGUGAAACUUGAUUGCUUCAGUAUCUAUCUGUAUGGUUUUGCUCAUGGAUUCACUGUCAGUGGUGUUUGCUAUAUUAAUCACAUAUCAAUAUCAUCAUCCCGCACCCCCAUAUAUAUAUAUAUAUAUAUAUAUAUAGGUAUCUUAAGACCAAAAGACUUCUCCGUGGUUGUGGUUGAGGCUGUCACUGAAUUUGUAUUCUCAAACUUUGUCUUUUUAUAUUUUUUUAUCUAACUAAGCUCACUAUACCUGAA